This is a messenger RNA of Aegilops tauschii subsp. strangulata, 1924 nucleotides long. RefSeq names its product GDSL esterase/lipase At4g26790. The record is from RefSeq and is a predicted model, not a curated record. Gene Ontology annotation, molecular function: hydrolase activity, acting on ester bonds. Lineage: Eukaryota; Viridiplantae; Streptophyta; Magnoliopsida; Poales; Poaceae.
UAUAUAUUACUAACACUGCUUGAGCAACUAGCCAUUUCUGUAGCUACAUAGGGAAUCAACCCAGACAGUCUAGCAGAAGGACACCUUACCCAGACCCUUCACAUUUUUGCUUUCUGAAACAAAGUGUAGGCAUAUCAGUUGUGAGAUCUAGUCGUGAGAUUGAGCUAUUUGUGCAAACCAUGAAAACAAAUUUGGGUUGGACACCCCAAUCAAUUCCUGUGGUCCAACAUGUAUAUCAGUUGGGCAGUGGACAGUACACACUGAAUAACGUGACAGUGCGACGAUCGUAUUCCUUUUCUUGAAAAAGGCCAACUGACAACGAUCUCAGUAGCAGCAUUUCCCCUGCCCAACGAACAAAGUGGGGCAGGCUGGUCAGGUCAUGCGCCUCCCGGUGUAACUUUGAUGAAAGCCUCCUCGGUCAGCUGAGAAACCGCGCGCGCGACGCAUCCCCUCUGUCGGCACCUCGUCGCGUUCCCGGCUCUCCCGCCUAUUUAGUGGCGAGCUGGCGACGAGCGCUGGGCCUAGUCGCACUUGCAACUGCAAGCCGCGACCGCCGGCCCGCCGCACGCACGUAGCACCACCGCACUGCGUCAGUAGUCACUAGUCAGUACACGCGCGACGCCACCCUGAGACGCCAUGUUGAUGGCGCCUCACCGGGCAAGGUCGUGGACGUCGGCGACGGUGCUGCUGCUGCUCGCGGCCGCGGCGGUCGUGGUAGGCGCGGCGGCGGCGGCGGGGAAGAAGAAGCCGGUGGUGCCGGCGGUGAUCGUGUUCGGCGACUCGACGGUGGACACGGGGAACAACAACGUGAUCGGCACGGUGCUGAAGAGCAACUUCCCGCCGUACGGGCGCGACCUGCAGGGCGGCGCCACGGGCCGGUUCUGCAACGGGCGGCUGCCGCCCGACUUCGUCUCCGAGGCGCUCGGCCUGCCGCCGCUCGUGCCGGCGUACCUCGACCCGGCUUACGGCAUCGAGGACUUCGCCACCGGCGUCGUCUUCGCCUCCGCCGGCUCCGGCCUCGACAACGCCACCGCCAGCGUCCUGGGAGUGAUACCGAUGUGGAAGGAGGUGGAGUACUUCAAGGAGUACCAGCGCCGGCUGGCGAAGCACGCCGGGCGCGCCCGGGCCAGGCACAUCGUGGCCAACGCGGUGUACGUCGUCAGCGUGGGCACCAACGACUUCCUGGAGAACUACUACCUGCUGGUCACCGGGCGGUUCUUCGAGUUCACGGUGGCCGAGUACCAGGACUUCCUGGUGGCGCGCGCCGCCGAGUUUCUCACGGCCAUCUACCGGCUCGGCGCGCGCCGGGUCACCUUCGCGGGGCUCUCCGCCAUCGGCUGCGUGCCGCUGGAGCGCACGCUCAACCUGCUCGGCGGCGGCGCCUGCAACGAGGAGUACAACCAGGUGGCCCGGGACUACAACGUCAAGGUGAAGGCCAUGAUCGCCAGGCUCCGGGCGGAGCUCCGCGGGUACAGGCUCGCCUACAUCAACGUCUACGACGACAUGGUCGACCUCAUCGACCACCCCGAGAAGCUCGGGCUGGAGAACGUGUCCGAGGGCUGCUGCGCCACCGGGAAGGUGGAGAUGGGGUUCAUGUGCAACGACAAGUCCCCGCUGACGUGCGACGACGCCGACAAGUACUUCUUCUGGGACUCGUUCCAUCCAACCGAGAAGAUCAACCGGUUCUUCGCCAAAGGGACGACGGCGGUGAGCUUGAGCUUGUUGACGUAGGGAUCAGCUCCCGUAUACUGAGCAAAUAUGAAAAGGGAAUGUGGGCAGCACUGUGAUCAGAGUAUCAUUUAACUGGCGUAGAUACAUAGCAUGCAUUUGUUUAGCGUGGGCGAUUCGAUGUACACUGUCUCAGAUGAAGUCCGUCCACUCUUCGGGUUUCAGUGAGAAAGAUUAAAUUUACAUACUUGCAGUA